Molecule: messenger RNA, 3269 nt
Organism: Ictidomys tridecemlineatus (thirteen-lined ground squirrel)
Lineage: Eukaryota; Metazoa; Chordata; Mammalia; Rodentia; Sciuridae
Source: RefSeq, a predicted model, not a curated record
UCAGAGCGCAGCCCGCCGCCCUCCAGCCCGCGCUGUCCGAGCAGGCCCCAAGCCCCUCUCCCGCCUCCCGCAGCGGCCUCCUUCCCGCCCCGCCAAAUGCAGGCCGCCGCCCUCCCUGAGGAGAUCCGUUGGCUCCUGGAAGAUGCUGAAGAUUUCCUGGCAGAAGGCUUGAGAAAUGAGAACCUCAGUGCUGGUGCAAGGGAGUGCAGAGACCAUAUUCUACGGGGCUUUCAGCAAAUCAAAGCUAGGUACUGUUGGGAUUUUCAGCCCCAAGGAGACCUUGGACAGGACAGCUCUGAUGAUAAUCAGAGUGGGACUCAUGGCCUGUCUCUCACAUCAGAUGCACCCUUUUCUUCAGAUUAUCAAGAUGAGGGAAUGGAAGACGUCAUAAGAGGAGCUCAAGAACUUGAUAACAUCAUCAAGCAAGGAUACUUAGAGAAGAAAAGCAAAGAUCAUAGUUUCUUCGGCUCUGAGUGGCAGAAGCGAUGGUGUGUUGUCAGCAGAGGCUUCUUCUACUACUAUGCUAAUGAGAAAAGCAAGCAGCCCAAAGGGACCUUCCUCAUUAAGGGCUACAGUGUCCGGAUGGCCCCCCACCUACGAAGAGACUCCAAGAAAGAAGCCUGCUUUGAACUGACCUCCCAGGAUAGGCGCAGCUAUGAGUUUACAGCUACUAGUCCAGCUGAAGCCAGAGACUGGGUGGAUCAAAUAAGUUUCUUAUUAAAGGAUCUGAGCUCUUUAACCAUCCCAUGUGAAGAGGAGGAAGAGGAAGGAGAAGAGGAGGAGGAGAUGUAUGAUGAUAUUGAUGGUUUUGACUCUCCAAAUUCUGGUUCCCAGUGCAGACCCAUUCUCUUGCCUGGGAGUGUGGGGAUAAAAGAUCCUACAGAGGAGAAAGAAGAGGAUAUUUAUGAAGUCUUACCAGGAGAGAAGCCAUGUCAUUGUCCCCUGCAUCAAGGAGCAGGGCUGUGGCUACACGUCCCCACCAAGGAGAGCCUGCUUCUUCUCCUACUACUUCCAACCUCUGCCAGUCCCCACUUCCCCAGCCUUUUUUUGUUGUGUUUUAUUAUGCAAAUGAUAUCUUGGUUGAGGUCGAGCCAUUUCUUGUGUCUGAAGUUAAAAAAAAAAAUGAUAAUUUCCUCAGCAAGUCAUCGUCGUUAAUGAAGUUUUACAAAAACAGAUACAACCAAAGGAAAAUAAAAUUUCACAGGUGAUAAAUUUUUCCAAUUUCCCUGGCAGAAUUCGAUAGGAUUGUUAAAUUAAGAGUGAAGGUGUCUGUUAGAAAGCAACGAGCAGUGAUGGGUAAUUUUAUAGAGUGGAAAAUUGAAUCAAAUUGCUACAUUAAAACACAGCUCCUCUGAGAAUCUUCCCUUUCACAGCCUGCUCCAUUGCAACAGCAGGGUGCAGAAAUGGAUCUAAUUCACAACACUCCCUAAAAGGAGAUGCACUCCCCAACUUGGCCAGGAUCUUCCUAGUGAGCUCACAUUCUGCUCACUCCUGCCCAGGCUCAGGAAAAGGCCAGGUGACACUCCACUUUAGGUUACAGCUGUGGAAGAGUGCUCUGGGAAAACCUCCCUGAACCACUCAGCCUUCUGGGGUACAAUGGAAGGGCCUUUUAUGCACCAUGGAUAGUUCUCAAAGGAGCCAGGGGAGAGGCUCAGAGAUGCAGAACUAAGAGAGCAAAGGGAAAGAGGCCUCAGAAAAUAAGAUGAAUUUGGGCUCAUCCCCCACUUACCCCAGGUGGGGGCAAUGAAUCUAUAACUGUCUUCUUAGCAGCCACGAUUCUCCUGCCUCCUAAACUCUUACCUUCAGUCACUGUGGUACUGCCAAGUUAUGGGGCAUUACUCCAAAAUUCUCACCAAUUGAGUAUUGGAGUGGACCCAAGGGCAUGGAGACUAGUCUACGUCUCUUAACCACUAACCCUGAGUCCACAACUACUGUCCAUUAGGAGUGAGGAAAGCCACAAAGCUUUAGCCUGGGUCUCUUUCUGUAGGUUAGCGAAACAGCAAUUAACUUGCAUAUGUUUCCAAAGGACAAUGUGUACAGCCAACGGUUUCUUUCCAAAAAGCCUCUAUCCAUCAGAGUCCUGAAAGACAGCAUUGAAGAUGGGAUAGUGGACAUUUAAUUAUCAUAUGUAUAUUGCAGCCACACAAUCCCAUCACCCAGCUUCCUUUCCACUCCACUCUUGUUGCUUCGGAAAUGGAUUUGAGUUUUGCAUGUGCCACAUCACUAGUCCUGGAGGAAUUGAGAGGGAAGGUGAGGGGCCUAGCAGUGUCUCCCCUCUGCCACCAUCUCAUAAGACCACCUACAGAGCAGAGGCAUAUGAGAGACAGCCGGCACUACAGGUGCAAAGCUGGCUGUAUGUCACGAUAGAUCUGUGCUGCUGCCUGUUCUCGUGAGCCCUCAGGCAAGUUACCUGCCCUCACUAAUUGUCACCCUUGUAAAAUGGGGAAAACAAUAGCUACUAUCCUAGAGGGAUAUGGUGAAAAAGUCUAGAACUGACAUAUAUAAAGCCCUCAGCAUAGAGUCCUGGCAUGUGGGAGUCCUCAGUAAAUGCUGGCUACUAUUAACCUGGUGGCAUUUAAAACUGACAAGAACAGAUACUACACUUGAUCUUGGCCAAAAGGCCGAAAAGUGAUCUGGUGGUAUUUAAAGAGGCUUUAUGGCUUGAAAAGCUGGGGGAUGGCUAGGUCCCCGCCCUCACCAAGCAGACCUGAGACAGUCCAGUUGGGCAUUUGCAGCUAUGUGUAUGAAGCAGGUGAAAUUGAAAAUCCCAAGCAGAUGGAAUGUGGAGCGCACCUUCUGCUCAGGCCCAUUUUUACUGCGAGGCCAGGUGCUGGGUGGAGGGACAGCGGACGGUAACGUCGGAUUGUGCUAACAUUGCAUACCCAUCAAUAGUCAAAUGACUUGGGCCUCUCAUUCAGUUCAUUAUAACAGGUAAAUGUGCUUUGUGAAGGAUAUUUAGCAUUGGUGAUUCUGCUAAUUCUCUUCUUUGGAAUGGGACCUACAUAAGCCCUCCCUGUCCUUUUUUUUUUUUUUUUUUUUUUCCUUUGUGGUGCUAGGGAAUGAACUCAGGGCCUCAUAUAUGCCAGGCAAGUGCUUUCCCACUGAACCACAUCCCCAGCUCCUUGAGCCUUCACUGUGUCUAUGGGGAAAGCCAUGUAAGUGAGAUCCUUCCAGAGUGUCAUUGAUAUGGUCUUCCUAGUAGAGAGAAAAGAGUACAGAAUAUAUAUCAAGUCAAUAAAAAAUAAAAUUUUUUUUCCUGGUCAAAAUAA